CGGAGAAGGCCGGCUUGGCGAGGCGGUGAAGGAGAGAGAAAAAGCGAGACCGAGAGCGCGCGCGCGCGCGCACGACAGCGAGGGCUGAGAAGCAACAGACCAGAAGCCAAGAAAGAGGCAACGUCGAUUUGGUGCUGCCGCUGCAAAUCACAAGACGGACUGGUCCUGUCUUGAGGAGGUAGGCAGUCUGUACUGAAUCUGUAACGACCGACUGCAGCAAGAGGAAGAGCAGCACUUAAUCGGCAAGAAAAAGCAGACGAAAAAACGGAAAUGAAAGGCAGUACCAGAAUCAUCAGAAAGAAGGAAUAUAUUAAAAAUGCAGUUUGAGCUGGAAAGAAGAAAAACAUAUCAAGAAGAGACACGCAAAAAGCCAAAGAAUAUAUGAAUAUUUAUUUAUGUGAAACUGAACUUAAUUUAUGCCAGGACUAUAUGGGAUAAUGGAGAUCUAGACACCUGUAUAAUAACUUCAGGAUAAAAUACUGUGGAUUUAUAAAUGUGGACUUUGGUUUAUUUUCUAGCAUUCCUUUGGAUUUCUGUUUAGUGCAGAGAGCCAGCAAACUAGGCCUCAUGCUGUCUAAGAGAGGGUCUUCCUUCUUCCAACACCGAGGCUGACUCAACGGGGAACCUGCUAAUCUCACCCUGACUGAGCUCCUCAUUCAUCAGCUGCUCUCCAGCUCCCCACCCCUCCCCAGGAUCUGGCUGUCACAAUAGCGAGGUCAAGAUGGACAGUACGUGCCACUUGCAUGACCUGGGGGUGGGGGAUGUGGGUGAAGAAUCACAGAAGUGCCCGUAUCCGGUUACUCUGCAGCCUCCACCCGCAAUGGGAGAGCAAGAGGCUCCACUCCAUCAAUUUCCACAGCAGCCACAACAUCUACAGCAACAUCCACUGACCCUUGCACAGCUCAGCACUCAGCUGCAGCCCACUGGAAACACAACACCCAGUCCAGUUCCUCUGGCCGGCCACAACUAUAACCAUAGUGGGAGCAGCGGCGGACCUGGGGGAACCAGCACUCUGCAACUCUUCAACAGCAGCUCGUCCCCCACUGCAGCCCCAUCAGUUCUCCCUGCUUCCUUUAGGGCCUCAAUCUCACCUCUGCAGAACCCCCUUAGCUCUUACCCCAGUACCAAUGUGCUUCAUCCAGUUUCAUCCUCCAGGCAUGGCAGCCAGCACAACUUGAGUGAACUCCAAAUUCAGCAACAUUUGGCUAGCCAUUCCCCAAGUUCACUGACAGGGGAAAAGGGAGGAGUGGGGGGUGUUUCUGGGGGAGGGGGUGGUUGUUCCUCAAGCAAACACAGGCAGGCCAGCCCCCUAGUCCACCGCAGAGACAGCAACCCCUUCACAGAGAUUGCUAUGAGCUCCUGCAAGUACAGUGGUGGGGUAAUGAAGCCUCUCAGCCGGCUUAGUGCCUCCAGAAGGAACCUUAUUGAUUCAGAGCCUGAAAGUCAGCCCUUGCAGAUCUUUAGCUCUGGCUGUGCUGGUGGCCCACCAGAGAUUGUCAUUUCUUCUAAGGAAGACGUCCAUCAUGCCAAUGCCAACCAGACCUUGCUACUUCAUCAUAACCAAAAUCACCAGCAACACACAGUCAGUGGGGGUAGUGGGAGUGGGGGCACCACCACCAACGCCACUGCCAACAAUUUGGGUAGUACUCACUCCAAAGCCAACAAGAGGAAAAACCAGAAUAUCGGUUAUAAACUGGGGCACAGGAGAGCCCUGUUUGAGAAGAGGAAGCGACUCAGCGACUACGCGCUCAUUUUCGGAAUGUUUGGAAUUGUUGUCAUGGUGAUUGAGACGGAGCUGUCCUGGGGCGUGUACACCAAGGGAUCAAUGUAUUCGUUAGCUUUGAAAUGCCUUAUCAGCUUGUCUACAGUGAUCCUCUUAGGUUUGAUUGUGGCCUAUCAUGCAAGGGAAGUGCAGCUCUUUGUCAUCGAUAAUGGAGCAGACGACUGGCGCAUCGCUAUGACCUAUGAGCGGAUUUUCUAUAUUACACUGGAGCUGCUGGUCUGUGCUGUGCAUCCGAUUCCUGGACAAUACAAAUUCCAGUGGAAGGCAAGGCUGGCAUUCUCUUACACUCCAUCCCACGCCGAGGCUGAUGUGGACAUCAUCCUAUCCAUCCCCAUGUUCCUGCGACUGUACCUCAUUGCUCGGGUCAUGCUUCUGCACAGCAAGCUGUUUACAGAUGCUUCCUCACGCAGCAUUGGUGCCCUCAACAAGAUCAACUUCAACACACGCUUUGUUAUGAAGACACUGAUGACCAUCUGCCCAGGCACUGUGCUGUUGGUCUUCAGCAUUUCGCUGUGGAUUAUUGCAGCUUGGACAGUGCGGGUUUGUGAGAGGUAUCAUGAUGCACAAGAUGUAACGAGUAACUUCCUAGGAGCAAUGUGGCUUAUAUCCAUUACCUUCUUGUCCAUUGGUUACGGAGACAUGGUGCCUCAUACGUAUUGUGGGAAGGGUGUAUGCUUACUCACUGGAAUUAUGGGUGCUGGAUGCACUGCUCUUGUGGUUGCAGUUGUUGCCAGAAAACUUGAGCUCACAAAAGCUGAAAAACAUGUACAUAACUUCAUGAUGGACACCCAACUCACCAAACGGAUAAAAAAUGCAGCAGCUAAUGUGCUUCGAGAAACAUGGCUCAUCUAUAAGCACACAAAGCUGAUCAAGAAGAUCGAUCAUGCCAAAGUCAGGAAACAUCAAAGGAAAUUUCUGCAAGCCAUCCACCAGUUACGCAGUGUAAAAAUGGAGCAGAGGAAACUCAGUGACCAAGCCAAUACUCUGGUUGAUCUUUCCAAGAUGCAAAAUGUAAUGUAUGACCUGAUCACAGAACUCAAUGACCGCAGUGAGGAUCUAGAGAAGCAGAUCGUAAGCUUGGAGAGUAAGCUGGAGCAGCUGACAUCAAGCUUCAAUUCCCUGCCAGGGUUGAUAGCGGAGACCCUGAGACUUCAGCAUGCACAGUUGCUACUGGUGAUCGCAGAAAACCGAGCUGGAGCAGGUACAGGGACAGGAGGAACAAUCACAGGAACUCCAGGGAGGUUCCACUGUCCACUCUCUUCUGCAUCACCACUCCUCUCUGACAGUCCUUUAGAAAUCAGCUCAGCUUCAUUUCCUACUCCAUACACAAGUUCCAGCAGCUGUUAAAUAUCUGGGCUGCCAGCUAAUCUUCCCUGAACAUUAACUGAUGCUUUAUUCAGCUACUAGUACAGUUACAAAAACAGUAUCACUAAAGCAGAGUCUCCUCUUCUCAAUAAUUAGGAAAGGUAGAAGUACAAGACAGGAGUCCAUUGUAUGGGCCUGUCUGGAAAAGAACACAGAAAGAUCUUUGAUGUCACAUUGUUGUUGGCUAUAUAGGUUACCUCUUGCAAGGCAAAUAAAAUGGCUAUUACACGACAUAAGAAAGAGUAGGAGAGCCUUGUAAAAUAAGACAAAAACCAAAACAAAAUCUCCAUCUGCACAACAGUGAAUGACACAGACAGCCUUUUCUUCAGCCAGUAACACUGUGGAGAUCUGCCACGGAAAAAAAUAUCAACUUGAAGAGUGAUCUCAGAUGGAACAUGAGAUGUCUGAUCAGCAACAUCGCGAGGGGAGUAUGGGCAAAACUGGUACAAGAAGACUAUCGUAUGAAUGUACAAUGCAUGCUGAGCAGAAGCAGCAGGUAAACCAAGCAAAAUUCAACACUUUUUCCUUGCAAAUCAUUGAUUAUGGGUGUUUCUUGCCAAGGUAAGCUAACCUGAGAGCAUAGCUGCUCAUGGUUCUGAAGUGUAUGUACAAAAAAAGAAAGCACAGAAAAAGAAUGCUCCUCUGAAAUGGAGCACACUUUUAACACCUGAGGUUUUUCUGUUGUUUUUUUUUUUUUUUUUUGUUAAAAUUGCUCAGGUUUCAGAUGAAUUUGAUGGUUGUUUUUAUUGAAACCAAAAUAAAAUUCUAGCAGUAUGAGGCACACAUUAUGGUUCAUUUAUUCUUCAGUACUAGGACCCUUCCCAAUCCCAUCAAUCCCAAGAUGGGUUUGGUUUUGAAAAGGCUUAUAAAUAAUGGAAACUCUGCUGCCUAGACAUAAAUGCAGAAAGAAAAGAAAAAAGAAUAUGAAUACUUAGAAAACUAGAAGAUUUGCAGUUAUCUUUCUCUCUUUAUGGACAUAUACUGUAACAUGCUGAAUGUCACAUCCUUACUCCCUCUCAGCUAUCAAUUUGAUGUCUCAGUUCAUGAGACAUUUUGAAUUCAGAAUUGCUUACACUGAGAUGAAUGUUAAUACCUAGAAUCUAGAAACAUUUUUCAAAGAAGACAAAUAGAUCAGACUAUUUCAAUAUGUCAAACUGCAUCAUCAUUGUAAAAAUAUUUUUAAUCUUAGGUAUUACCGAAAAGAUCAGCUUUUUGGUCUUUGGCAAAAACAUAUAGGUUAGGGUCCAAAACCAAUCCAAAACCCAAAAGGUCUUCCUUUUUAAAACAAAAUAACGGGUGGGAUUACUUCCAAUACACAGCAGCUUUUCUACAACAUUCCAGAACAAUGCAGUACGUUAUUUUUUCUGCGAGUACACAGACCUAUUCUGUGUUUGGCUAGAUUGUUGUAGUUUCUUUUUAAAAUGACACCAACUGGAAUGACUUCCUCUUCUCUGUAAGAUGCUAAGAUUGAUUCUUUGAUAUUCUCAAAUAGCCAAAGUAAACUGCACUAAAAGCAUAAUCUGUGAAUACUCAGAGCCUUCAUUGCAAAGCACAAUCAAGGCGCCAGCAAAGCUGAUGCUGGGUAAAAUAAGCGAUUCUUUCAAGAAACUAGAAUGCAGGUAUUUCAUAGUGUUGUGUAAAAGUCGACAGUAGCAAAAAUGCACAGUUUUUAGACACUGCUAGACACAUACUUUCCACAGGUAUACAUUUGAUAGAUUGUUCUGUUGGGCAUCAUGCUAACAUAGUUAAUUAGAACUGCUGUCUUAUGGGUCUAGAGGCAUGAGUUGUGGUCUUUAUGGAGUUUGCAUCUUCCCUUGCACAUUUUUUCUCUGGAUGCCCUGGUUUCCUGCCACAUCCCAAAGACAGGUUAAUUGGAGGUCAUAAAUUUGCCUGUUAUGAGUGAAUGUAGUUGUGUACUUGAUGUUUUUGUCUCGGGAUGAUCUUGUGUCUCAUUUAACAUUUGUACUGUCUUGACUCUGUAAUUGAGUAAGCAGGUUUAGAAGAAUGAAUGACAGCAUAUUUUUUCUGUUCGUGGGUUUUUGUUUUUAGCAGAUAUUAAUGCAUUUGGCUCUCUAAAGGCAGAGAAGCUCAUUUAAUUAAAUUAAAGUGUUUUUUGACAUUCACUGUUAUAGUGCCAAUGGAUUAAUCAUAUUUUCGUAAUUUAUACCAUUUAUUUUACUGCUUUGUAUCAGCUUUAGCCUACCUUCUCUAAAAUGUUGACAGAAUAUGGUGCUUAUCAAGACUUUCUAAAACUUUAAGACUGACUUCUGAAUAUGGCCUCCCCAGGAUAGCAGGAACUAUAAAAGUCAGAGACUUGCUUUGCCCCAUAUACCAAGUAUCUCACAGCUAAGCAUGCUUUGGCUCUUUUCUAUGAUGCUUUCAGCUGUUUGUUUUUUAAGCUGUCUAUUCAAGUAAUCUUUCUGAAAGAAAGAAUGAUGACAGCUGACCCAAACAUUGUUAAAAAUACUGUAACAAAGGCGCUAUAUGGGCACCUGACCCGACACAGACUGUCACCAGAGGCACAUAUAAAAGCAAAUGAACUUUUAUUUGCUUCACCUGUGGGCCACGUCUUCCCCGUGUCCCACAGGCACAUCACAGUCCCAAAACACACAACUAAACACAAAAGCACAAACACUCUUCUUUUCCUCCACUCCUCACAGCAGCUUCAUCCUCCUCCUCCCGACUCUGGCCUCUGGAGUGGUGGCUGCUGGCCCCUUUUAAAGUUCACCCGGAAUUGCUCCAGGUGCUUGAUUUCCGAGUUCCGGCUGCACUUCCGGGUGUAGUGAAAACACUGCCCAUAAGGGCUCAGGAGUUCCAUCUGCAGCACCCCCUGGCGGCCACUGCAGGACCCAACAGGGCUGCACCAAACUCCAAUUCCCAUGGAGCCCCGCGGGAGACCGAGGCACCGCUCCAACCCAGGGAUGUGGCCAUCCAGCGUCCAGGGGGAGAUAUUGAAUAGUCCAUGUCUGUUCCCCUUGAACAUAUACUGAAGGGGCGUCCCGGCCAGGCAUUGGUCCUGGCCGUCCGCCACAAUACUUAGUCACUGUCACACAACCCAGUGUGAAUAUAUGUUCACAUGCUUGGGAAGGAAAUAAAGAAGAUGUACUUUAAACGGGAAGAAUAUCUGGGGAAACAGUUGGGUUUCUGCCUACCACUGGGACGAGUAAUUGACAAAGGAGCUUAUUUGAACUAUGAAGAGAGUAUGUUCUUGGUCAUUUGAUUUCCAUGGUUUUUAUCAGGAGGGCUUUUGUAGGUGAGCCAAUGGAUAAAAUUAAGGCUUCUAGAAUGCGACUUUACAUCUUCCCUAAAUAGCAUCCUCUCACCAGACAGUCUAUGAUUGCAUUCACCACAAUAUGAAUGAGGUAUAUAAACAUAUACACUUAUGAAUACUUGUGUGUGUGUGCGUAUGUACUGUAUAUAUACACAAACACACCCACACACACAUAUACAAAAUAUUCUUUAAUAGUAUAACUUUGUUUCAGCAGGUUUGGGUUCUACCAGUAUCUACCAAUUCAUCUGACAAGAACAUAAAACAAGAGCAAAAAUAAAAUGGAGCAUUUAAUUUACAGUAUUCACCACAAUACAUAAAUUAUUUCAAUAUUAUGGGUAGCCUCUUUAAAUGUUUCAUGUUCUGCUCUUAUAUAUUUUUUAUAAAUCACCACUUGGAUACACCUAAUUUAAUAAAAAUAUUCUUCAUUACUGCCUACAUUACUUAGGACUUUCAGUUUCAGGCUUUCCUGUCUUUUUUACUGCUUUCUGGCAGCUUUUGGUGUGAAAAUUUGAACAAGGUGCAUUGCUCUUCUUAAAAUCUGAUGUUUGUCACUUUAUAAGGAUUAAUUAUAUAAAAGGUUAUGUAUAUUUUCCUUGGUUCUUCAUUAUCCAUUUUUGUGCAGUGCUUUUUUGCUGUAUUAAUGAAGGACAGGACAGUCUCCAUAGCUGCUUUUCUGGUUUGUUUUCCAAGUUAGUGGCCUAGUUUGGACAGAUACUGUAUUUUCAGGGUGCUUAGAAACAAGCCAGAUCAUACCUUCAAAAUUAUAAAUAUGAGACAAAAACAUUUACUACAAUAUGAUAUUGACAUUUGAGCAUCUGCAGAUACCUUUUUUAGAACCAAAAUUUUGAAAAAAUAUUCUUUAAAAAUGAAACUACAACAAUGUAACUGACUGCCUGUGGAUGUAGCAGUGAUUAGUAUGUUUUGUUUGUUAGGGUUAUACUCAGUGUCACUUUAGGGGCUCUAUUUUUGAAAACCCAUUUUUCCCCUGUGCUUUAUGAAAAUAAGCAUUGUCUGGCCCCGUGAAAAAAAGCCAUUUAUUCUUGGCCUGAGCACUUUGUGGCAGGAGUGCUGUGCUCCAAAGCCUGAACAUUUUCAUAACAAAACAAUGCAAGAAACAUUACUACUGCAUUGAGAAUACAACCCUGCUUCUGCUCUCCUUACUUAUAAAAUGACUACAAUGUGCACAUGCCUUGCUUUAUUUUAUUAUUUGUUUUGGAUUUUCCUUGUUUUCCUAAGGUAAAAUAUAUAUAUAUAUAUAUAUAUAUAUAUAUCUACAACUAGACAGAUUACUUCAGUUUACAGUAGGUACAGUAGAUGUUUUAUCAUGUGACCACUGAAACAGAGCUAUAAGUUUAGAACAUAGUCAUCCAAUGUAUUUUCCAUAAGCUCUGACCCAAGAUUAUCUGUUAUUUAUAAGAUGUAUUAGUUUUUGUAAUGGAGAUCAAAGAUGUUUAGUUUAGGAAAACUGUAAUUAUCUCAAAACAUGGUUUUUGCUGUUUGCCAGUGGUCAACUGACAUGACAUCUGCAUGGAGUGGAAUAUCUUGGAAAUGUGUGUGUGUUUGUGUGUGUGCAUGUGCACAGGUGUUUUUAUCUGUAUGUGUUAUGUAUAUAUACACAAUUCCUACACAAUGACCUGUAUACCUGUAUAUACACACAUAUACACAUAAAAUCAGUGGCAAUUUUUGAAGGUGGCAAGCAAGAUUUUAAGUGAAAAAUAUAUAAAAAAAAAUGACGCUUGUGAAUUUGUUUUGUUAAAUAAUAUGCUUAAUUAUUGGUGAUCAUCUCCAGGAUACUAAGGAAUUGUUGCAAUCAGUGGUCUUUUGAAGUUUCUUAAUGCUACCCCUUCAUCUACCUAACAGUGUCGAUCCUCUCUGCUUCUUUGUUCUCCCAAGUUUACCCAAUGUGUUAAUCAAGUAGGUUUUCCCCCCCAUAGCUUCAAACACAAUGAUAUUUGUACAUUAGAUCAGUGGAAAGUGGGAGGGGGCCGUUUUGGAGUUUUGACUGGAAUGAUAUGUGUACAUUAGAUCAAAUAGUGGGUAUCCCUCGAAGGUCAGACCGGGAAGUGCUGGUACGCAACCAUUUACUACUGGUAUACACCAAAAAUGGAAAAUCAUCGCCCCACUUCAAGAACCGCCAAUAAGUAUUUAAUAUUGGCACUUUAUUGAACUUGGAAAGUGACAUCAUAUAACACAAACCAAAAUGUAAGUGACGAACACAAUGAAUAGGCACUGUUGUCUCACAGCUCCAGGAGAUAGGCUUUGUUCAGACUGGUCACUGUCAGAGAGGAAUGCAAAUCUUCUCCCUAGGGUACUAAUGUCUUCCUCCCACGUUCACACUCAUGCAGGUUCAAUUAAUUGGUGACAGUUAAUUGUCCCGGAAUGAGUUAGGCUGGGCAUGUGAUUGUGACCUCGCACCCUUCAUUUUUGGGUCAUUGUAAAUUAUCCUUUGGGGCUGCCAUUCCCUUAGGAAAAAUAAUUUGCUUACCAUCCAUCCAUCCAUCCAUUUCCCAACCCGCUGAAUCCGAACACAGGGUCACGGGGGUCUGCUGGAGCCAAUCCCAGCCAACACAGGGCACAAGGCAGGGACCAAUCCCGGGCAGGGUGCCAACCCACCGCAGAUUUGCUUACCUAACUUCUGAAUAUUGCCACUGAUAAAUAAGUGAAACUAACAUGUGUAUACAUAUGUAUAUAUAUAUAUAUAUAUAUAUAUAUAUAUAUAUAUAUAUAUAUAUAUAUGUGUGUGUAUUAAUACACACACACACUGGUAUAUAAAAUAUAUAUGUGUAUAUGUUUACACACAAGCAAACACACACUCUGGUAUGAUAUCCAAGUAUGAAAUUUUGUAGCUACAUAAUUGACGGCUCAUAAGUGUAGCUUUAAGUUUUCCUAUGUCUGUUUCUGGACAGCUGUGUCCUCCAGAAAGCACAUAUAAACUACAGCCUAACCCUCAACUAAAGCAAUGAUUUCACAAUUUGCAUUUGUGUUCAUUUUGUGUGGGCCUUCAAGUAUUUUUUCACUAAAUGAUACAUUUCAAUUAAUUGUCUGUGAUGUCAGCUUUGUGCUUGAUUAGAUUCAUAUUGAUAACGACCUGUUCCCUUUCCUGGAUUCAAUUUUACAUUCUCUGGAAUUAAGUUUACAUUCUUCUUGAGGAAACAUCUUUAAGGCAGUCAAGCAAAGAUGAUACUGGUUAUGGGAAGAGUGUAGCAAGAGUAGAAUUCUGAAAAACAAUCUGCUGUAUAUAGAUAUGUGGGGCUGUAGGACUAUUAUGAAGUCCUAUAGUUUCAUGCAUCAUCAGGUAUACAGGUGUCAUUACAGAUUUCAACAGUGACUUACCUCUUUGCAUUUCUUUUCCAUAUGGAAAGAUCACACGCUACAAGAAAAUAACAUUUAGUUGAUUGUUUAAAACAAAGUCUCCAAUAACUAAAUUAAUCCGAAGUUAAUCAAUUUUGCUCUUUCUUUUAAAUGUAGUCCAAUUAUAUACAAAGUUGUUCUUGUAAUCUACUGGCUUGGAUUCUUGUUUUUACAACAAGAUUAUUGCAGAUUGCUUUAAUAAAAAUAAAAAACAAAAAAACAAGCAUCAAGAUGACUAUUUCAAAACAAUAUAAUUGAUUUUCCUUGAAAAAUAACAGGCGAGCUCCAACAGAUAACAAAAAGUAAAACGUAACAAAGUGUGCAGUUGCAGCAUUAUUUAAUGUAGAACUAUCAGUAGCAUAAGUGACCCUAAGAACACAUAACAGAAAUAAAAGAAACAGGUUUAUGGCCACUCAUAGACAAGGGCUGGAGAGGAGUUCUUGUGGGCAAAAUAUGAUGUCCAUUAAUCCAUCCAUCCAUUAUCCAACCCACUGAAUCCGAACACAGGGUCACAGGGGUCUGCUGGAGCCAAUCCCAGCCAACACAGGGCACAAGGCAGGAACCAAUCCCGGGCAGGGUGCCAACCCACCGCAGGACUGUCCAUUAAUUAUUGAUUAAUAUGAAAGCAUGGGUACUUACACAGUAAACUUGUGUUGUACUCGGCUGAAACACUAUUUCCUGAUCAAAAACCUUAAUAAAUAAAAAAGUAAUCAGUAAUGUGUUCAAUAAAUCUGAGCAUUUAAUGUAAUACACUUGUACUAACAACAAAGGAAUAUAUUGAUAGAAUUGAAUCCUACAUCACUAAUAUUUUGAGCAGAAAGCUAUCAUUAGACAACACACAUCACAACACAGAAAGGAAAGUAGCAUUGCGACUGGAGAACAUGUCUUUAACAUUAGUUCAGAUAACUGCUGGGAGACCCUUGACUACGCAAGUAAGGGAUUCGGUUUUUCAGGGGGCAAUCCAAAUCUUAAGGGUGAUGCUUCAUUAUCUGCCAUUAUCUGAAAAUGAUAUCAUAAAUUGUGCUGUAAUUUUCCAGGACUGCUGUUGCUGAUGGGGGUGACAAUGACAAACCAGAAACAGACAUCAUUUUAGAAAUGGCUUCACCCUGUUCAUGCAAAAGUGCCUUGGACUUCAAACUGAUGGAGUCAGUGUAAUAAAAUCAAAUCUAUUGAAAGGCUUCUACUUGUAAUAGAACUAUAGAUAAUGAGUUUGUUUUAUUUUUGUUGUUUAUUUCUGUUACAAUUUACUCAAAGAGUAAUUAACUGCCAUUAAAAAUAAAUUUGUAUUCUAAUCCUA
Erpetoichthys calabaricus (reedfish) is the source of this 11067-nucleotide messenger RNA. Its product is annotated as small conductance calcium-activated potassium channel protein 3-like. Bases 722 to 3130 code for a protein of 802 amino acids. Gene Ontology annotation, molecular function: small conductance calcium-activated potassium channel activity; calmodulin binding. Gene Ontology annotation, cellular component: neuronal cell body; plasma membrane; neuron projection. The record is from RefSeq and is a predicted model, not a curated record. NCBI's taxonomy places the organism in Eukaryota, Metazoa, Chordata, Cladistia, Polypteriformes, Polypteridae. Gene Ontology annotation, biological process: potassium ion transmembrane transport. The transcript is spliced from 8 exons.